Molecule: messenger RNA, 603 nt
Organism: Hibiscus syriacus
Lineage: Eukaryota; Viridiplantae; Streptophyta; Magnoliopsida; Malvales; Malvaceae
Exons: 1
Coding region: 1-603 (200 amino acids)
Source: RefSeq, a predicted model, not a curated record
AUGGCUUCCGAAUCAUCCACGGUUUCAAUCAAACUUUUGAUUGACCAGGAAAGUAACAAAGUAAUUCUGGCUGAAGCUGGUAAUGAUUUUGUUGAUACUCUCCGUAGUCUGCUUACAUUUCCUCUCGGAAACAUUGCACGACUUGUCGGCAAAUAUCCGAUUUCGCAGCCCGGUUGCUUAAAUAACCUAUACAACAGCGUCAAAAACCUCAGCCUCAACAGCUUUCGGAGCCAUGCAUGUAAGUUUAUGCUGCUUCAUCCAAGAAGCAUUCAUGAAGACAAGUUGAAGAACUUGAAGCUUCCCAUGGAUUUUACACAGCCUACAAAAUAUUUCGCAUGCGGAAACCUGAAAUGUAGAGAAAAACAAGAUGUUUUGUUGAGUAAUUAUGAAACUUCAAGAUGCUCUCGCGGAGAGUUGAUGUCUACACAGACAAGGUUUCGUGGAGGGGAAAGAGAUGCUGUAACAGAUGAAACCGAGGGAGAGUUGUGUAAGGUAGAAUCAAUGUUUUUCGUCACUGAUUUAAGAGUGAUUAAAGGUUAUCCAGGACGUCUGAUUAGCUUCCUUUCGGAUUUGGGUGUGGAGAAUGUUAUCAUAUUGAAGUGA